Messenger RNA from Trichoderma citrinoviride, 726 nucleotides. RefSeq lists its product as hypothetical. The transcript has 2 exons. NCBI's taxonomy places the organism in Eukaryota, Fungi, Ascomycota, Sordariomycetes, Hypocreales, Hypocreaceae. The coding region runs from base 204 to 626 and encodes 140 amino acids. The record is from RefSeq and is a predicted model, not a curated record. Gene Ontology annotation, cellular component: phagophore assembly site membrane; Atg12-Atg5-Atg16 complex; cytoplasm. Gene Ontology annotation, biological process: autophagy of mitochondrion; cellular response to nitrogen starvation; nucleophagy.
UGCACCUCUCAUCACACCGGUCCUGAAAGAUGGACGGGAAAGCACACAGAUAGACACAUACAGAGAGACAAAGACACAGAGACAAGACACAUACAUACACACAAAAGCAGGGAGAGUUUCAGUUUGUUUUAUUUGCGUUUUUUUCUUACUCAUGCUGCCAACCGCAGGCCGACUUCAUCCGCUACGGCAACGCCAACCAAAUCAUGAAAAUGUCCAAAGAGCACCCCCCCCAGCUCUGGAACUCCGUCAUCGACAACGACUACGCCGCCUUCGCCAAGAUACACACCCGCCUGCUCAACGCCCCGGCCACGCUCAAGCACGCCCCCAUCCGCAUCUACGUCCCCUCGAGUCCCUCCCCCUCCGCCGCCGCCCCUGCAGCCGGUGAAGCUGGCUCCUUCAGAGUCGUCCAGUCCCUGGUCCCCGUCGUCGCGCCGGACCGCAAGCCCAAGCUGCUGGGGCAGGCCCUCAAGGACCUCAUGCCCACGCUCUUCCCCAGCAGUCGGGAUCCCGUGCUGGCGAGCGUCGUGCUCCACGGCGUGCCGGCCCCUUUCAGCGCGCCCUUGGGGGAGAUGAUGAGGGAGGCUGCAUACCCUGAUGGCUGGCUUUGCUUCGUUGUCGUCGUCUGAGGGUGUACAAAGUAUAGUCACUAGGUAUCGUUACGCAGAGAGCUCGGGAAAAAGACUUCGAGUCAUGAUGGGGAGUGGCGUCUGGGAACGGCUAGCGAGU